Molecule: messenger RNA, 1047 nt
Organism: Arachis stenosperma
Lineage: Eukaryota; Viridiplantae; Streptophyta; Magnoliopsida; Fabales; Fabaceae
Exons: 2
Coding region: 1-1047 (348 amino acids)
Source: RefSeq, a predicted model, not a curated record
AUGAUAGAGCUGUACGUUGAGUUUGAACAACAGUCGGGGAUGGGUGCGGUCGGCGACGAGGUCAAUGUUGAUGAGCUCGAGGAUAUAGAUUGGGAAGAAGAUAAUAAUGACAGUGAAGAGGAAUUUGAAGCUAACUAUGAAGUCGAUGACGAAGACUUGGCAGGCAAUCCGGCGGUGCAAAAUGAAGCGAAUGCGAUUGUAAGCCAACAUACGUUUGGUGUUCCGUCUUUUAUGCGGACUCUAGAUCUUGAAGCCAUGCAUGUCCCAAAAUUUCCUGAGUAUGCGAAUAUGGGUGAAGGUAACGUUGCGCCGGAAGAUGGCGAGUUUAGUGUCGAAAUAGAAUUUGGUUCGAGAGAGUCGGUGAUAUCUGCAAUCAAAAGCUACACCAUCUCUAGAGGAGUUGAUUACACUGUGUAUGAGUCUGAGCCACAGACAUUCUAUGCGAAAUGCAAGGGGUAUGGUGCAGGGUGCGACUGGCUUAUCCAAGCUAGCUUGAUUCGAAAAAAAACUUGUUGGGAGAUCAGGAGAUACAAUGGCAAGCACACAUGCACCAUGGGCAUGAUUUCACAAGAUCAUACCAAGUUGGACUCAGACACAAUUACAGAUGCCAUUAGGCCGUUGGUCAAAGCAGACCCCUCGAUAAAGGUAAAGUCUGUUAUUGGAGAAGUUCAAUUCAGGUUCAACUACAUUGUGAGUUACCGCAAGGCUUGGUUGGCAAAGCAGAAAGUUGUCGCAAAGGUUUUCGGUGAUCGGAAAGUUUCUUACCAGACUCUGCCAGUAUGGUUGAAAGCAAUGACGGUGAAGAUGCCAAGGUCUCGUGUUCAAAUUAAAACGCUCCCCGUUUACCGUAAGAGUGAGGAGGUUCAAGGUGUACGAGUUGUACACUGCGUUUUUUGGAGCUUCUAUCCGUGUAUUGUAGUAUUAAGACACUGCAAGCCACUGGUGCAGGUUGAUGGCACGCACCUGUACGAAAAAUAUAAAGGUGCACUUCUGGUAGCGGUUGCACAAUAUGGGAAUCAAAACAUUGUGCAUAUUGCAUUUGAAUAG